AUGGCCUCAAACGGCGGGUCGUCCGUCGCUCAGCUCUGGCAAGAUGCGAUCGCGGAAUACGAAAAUGCGACCGGCAAAAACCUUCGCCUGGGCCAAUUCAAGAGCAUGGACGAGGUGAUGGCAGGAACAGAGGGCUUAUCGAACAACUUUAGCAAUUUCCGUUCCGACAAGUCCAAAGUAAGCAAGAUGAGGACGGCGUUCAAAAACAACAUGUGGUUGAUUCAGGAUAUUGUCAACACCAUACAAUCUGUUGGCAAUGCUGCAUCGAUAUUUCCCCCCGCAAUGCCAGCUACUUUGAUCUUCUCGGCGUUCGGGCAGGUCAUGCAGUCGUUUUCCACGGUCUCUGCCGACUAUGACACUGUCAUGGGGUUCUUUGAAUUCACCCAUCGGUUCUUCGACCGACUUUCGAUUAUCGACCAGAAAAUGCCGGAAUUGCCUCCGUUUCAAAGAUGCAUCAGCCGCGUCUUCUCUAGCAUACUUAGGAUUUGCGCCAUCGCGCAGAAGUAUACCAAAGAGAAGCGGUUCAAGAAAUGGUUCGAUAGUCUCCUCAAGGGAAACGAUGGCGAACUUGCCGCCGCCAGCGAGGAGUUAGAAACGGCCAUCAACGAUAUGAGCCAAGCCGUCGGGCUAUCAACUUUGAAGACGGUCGAUGUCAUGAACAGAGUCGUCGACAGCAUGAACGGGAACGUCGAGUUCCUAGUCUCCAAUGCCAACCUCAUUGACGAAAGAACCGCAGCGAUCCAAUCAAACACGGAUGCCAUUCGCGAGCAGAACCGAGAUAUCGCAUCCAAGCAGGACGAUAUGACAGACAUGCAGCGGGAGAUGAUGAGGCAGUUAUCCGAGCAGUCCAAGUUACUCAACCAAGCGGUGGGAUUCUUCGAUUCGCUUCAGAUUGGCGAAAGCUUCGGCAAGGAAUUCGAAACAAGCCUGCUGAAAGUCGACGUGAUCAAGCUGCGUCUCACUCGGUGGGGAAAAUCCGUCGGAUUAGCCAACUUGGACGACCUGGGAUCUUCUCGCGAGAUCAAGCUUGCUCCUGAGGACAUUCCGAAGGUGCAAGAUCUCCUCAAUGAGAUCCUGGAGCUAAUUGCGGACGCGGAUAAGCUUUCGGGCCGCUUCAAGAAGAAGAAUCCCGCGGCUCUUACCAUGGAUCCUCUUAUGGAGCUGGACAAUACCGCUGCCUCACUUCAUCAGCAGAUGGAUUUGCUCGCCAAGGGACGACAGGGUGACUCGGCGGUCAGCCCGGAUGAUGCUUUGGUUAUUUAUCAGAUGAAGGAUUUCUCACGAUUAAUCGAAGACACCAAUGGUUUGGUCGACGACUUAAUCGAAUUGUUCCCAGCUGUGCAGGAUGAGCAGCGCAAGAUUUGUGAGGAUGAGGUCUCGCGGUUGAAGAAGGUCCAGAAUGGCCUGCCCCUGCUGAAAAAUGUGGCUGCUGGCCAGGAUGAUCUUUUGCGUGAUACUGUUGUGAAGGCCAUCCAGUCUACAACCACCUACAACAAUAGUGUUGUGUUCACGGGGGAGAACUACGGAUUCCAGGUUGGGAAUAACGUUGGCAGGAUUGGCAAUGUGCGAUUCGGUCAGUACCAGUAG
Aspergillus welwitschiae is the source of this 1587-nucleotide messenger RNA. RefSeq names its product prion-inhibition and propagation-domain-containing protein. The record is from RefSeq and is a predicted model, not a curated record. The coding region runs from base 1 to 1587 and encodes 528 amino acids. The transcript has 3 exons. Lineage: Eukaryota; Fungi; Ascomycota; Eurotiomycetes; Eurotiales; Aspergillaceae.